This is a messenger RNA of Microthlaspi erraticum, 1170 nucleotides long. The record is from the annotation of a GenBank genome assembly. Lineage: Eukaryota; Viridiplantae; Streptophyta; Magnoliopsida; Brassicales; Brassicaceae.
AUGGCUCUAUCACGCUUAUCAUCUCGAUCCAGCGGCGUCUCUCGUCCACUCUCAGCCGCCUUCAGCCGUUUCAUCUCAACGGACACCACACCGAUAACGAUCGAGACUUCCCUUCCCUUCACCGCUCACUUAUGCGACACACCGUCUCGCUCCGUCGAAUCUUCUAGCCAAGAGCUCCUCACUUUCUUCCGCACCAUGGCUCUGAUGCGGCGGAUGGAAAUCGCGGCCGAUUCGCUUUACAAAGCGAAGCUAAUCCGAGGGUUUUGCCAUCUCUACGACGGACAGGAAGCCGUAGCAAUCGGAAUGGAGGCCGCGAUCACGAAGAAGGACGCGAUUAUCACGGCGUAUCGCGAUCACUGCAUUUUCCUAGGUCGCGGCGGUUCGCUCCACGAGGUUUUCUCGGAGCUUAUGGGGAGACAAGCCGGUUGCUCUAAAGGGAAAGGUGGAUCGAUGCAUUUCUACAAGAAGGACUCGUCGUUUUACGGCGGGCAUGGGAUCGUCGGUGCUCAGGUUCCGUUGGGUUGUGGAAUUGCUUUCGCCCAGAAGUAUAAUAAAGAUGAAGCUGUGACGUUUGCCUUGUAUGGUGAUGGUGCUGCGAAUCAGGGGCAGCUUUUUGAAGCUCUGAAUAUAUCUGCUCUUUGGGAUUUACCUGCAAUUCUAGUCUGCGAGAACAAUCACUAUGGAAUGGGAACUGCUGAAUGGAGAGCUGCUAAGAGUCCAUCUUACUAUAAGCGUGGUGAUUACGUUCCUGGAUUGAAGGUAGAUGGUAUGGAUGCAUUUGCUGUCAAACAAGCAUGUGCAUUUGCUAAGGAACAUGCCUUGAAGAAUGGACCAAUCAUUCUUGAGAUGGACACAUACAGGUACCACGGUCACUCCAUGUCUGACCCUGGGAGCACAUACCGUACACGAGAUGAGAUCUCAGGUGUGAGGCAGGAACGAGAUCCAAUUGAGAGAAUAAAAAAGCUGGUACUAGCUCAUGACCUAGCAACCGAGAAGGAGCUUAAGGAUAUGGAGAAGGAAAUUAGAAAAGAAGUAGACGAUGCCAUUGCCAAAGCUAAGGAUUGCCCAAUGCCAGAACCUUCUGAGCUAUUUACCAAUGUGUAUGUGAAAGGAUUUGGUACCGAGUCAUUUGGACCUGACAGAAAAGAAGUCAAAGCUUCGCUUCCAUAA